AUGGAUGUUGGUUCGGGAGACGUCUAUGCGAGACAGCUGGAGCUGAGCAAUAUGCUGAGCGCUAAAAUCCAGUCUGUGCAAGCGGAGUCCAAGCAGCUGAUGCACCAUCUGGCAAAAGUGAAGCAGCAAGUGAAAGAUGCAACUCUGCAGACCAUGAGUGGCAAUUGCACCACCAUCGACCGCGUCCAGUUCCGUUCUUAUCGGACGCUGAGGGGCCAUUUCAACAAGGUGCUUGCGCUCAGCUGGCAUCCCGACAGCAGACAUCUCGCGACCGCUGCGCAGGACGGGUUUCUGCUGUACUGGGAUUCUGUCACGGGGCUGAAGAAGGGCCUGAUCCGGCUGGACGACCCGUACGUGAUUUGCAGCGACAUCUCGCCGAACGGCCACAUGGUGGCCACCGGCGGGCUCGAAAACGCGUGCAUAGUGUACAAGCUGCAUUCUUCCCAGAACCCAGAGAUACAACAACGAAACUCGAUUGUGUCCAUUUUCAAGGGCCACAAGGAGUACAUCAGCGACCUGAGCUUUGUGGGGGACUCCCAGAUCCUCACCAGCUCCGGCGACAAGUCCAUACUUCUGUGGGACAUGGAGAAAGGCACCAAGUCCGUCACUUUCAACGGCCAUCUUGGAGACGUUUUGGGGCUGUCUGUAUGUCCGACAGACAGCAACUUGUUUGUGUCGUGCUCGUCGGACCGGCUGUCCAACCUGUGGGACAUCCGAUGUCCACUGAAUAGAAGACAGUUCCAAAUCUCGCUCACCCACGAUUCGUCCGCGGUCAAGUUUUUCCCCGACGGCUACUCGUUUGCCUGCGGCACCGACGACGGCGAGCUCAAGCUAUUUGACAUUCGCUCCGACAGCGAGCUGGCCACCUACCCGGUCAAGAUGGUCCACCAGCACGUGCGGCCGCAUAAGACGGAGGAGCUCUCGCUCAGCGACUCUGCGUCGUCGCUGCGUCUGAGCCACAAGUCCUCGAUGGUCGCGGCGCUGGACAACCCUGGUGUGCUCUCCAUAGACUUUUCCCGCAGCGGACGUCUGCUGUUUGCUUCGUACGCCGAGUACUCGUCAAUCGUGGUCUGGGACAGCGUGAUGGGCACCGUUGUGGGCACGAUGGACGGCCACCGCGACGCCGUGAGUGCGAUCAAAGUGUCGCCGGACGGGCUGGGCAUAGCGACGGCCUCGCGCGACCACACCAGCCGCGUCUGGUCGGUCUAG
Messenger RNA from Ogataea angusta, 1209 nucleotides. RefSeq lists its product as uncharacterized. NCBI's taxonomy places the organism in Eukaryota, Fungi, Ascomycota, Pichiomycetes, Pichiales, Pichiaceae. The record is from RefSeq and is a predicted model, not a curated record. Bases 1 to 1209 code for a protein of 402 amino acids. Gene Ontology annotation, molecular function: protein binding; signaling receptor complex adaptor activity. Gene Ontology annotation, cellular component: heterotrimeric G-protein complex; cytoplasm. Gene Ontology annotation, biological process: G protein-coupled receptor signaling pathway. The transcript has a single exon.